AUGUCCUCCCAUGUACCCGCUCAAAUUCUUCCCUUACCUGCAAUGACCGCAACAACUCCAAGCCCCCAUUCAUAUAUGCCAAGCCAUGUCAGCCACGCCCAACCAUAUGUUCCACAUACAUUUGAUACCACUGGUCAAAUACCACCACCUGGUGCGAAACCGAGGGUUACGGCUACGUUGUGGGAAGAUGAAGGAAGCUUGUGUUUUCAGGUGGAAGCUAAGGGUGUUUGUGUUGCGCGCCGGGAAGAUAACCACAUGAUCAACGGAACAAAGUUGCUCAAUGUUGCCGGCAUGACAAGAGGACGACGGGACGGUAUUCUGAAGAGCGAAAAAGUGCGCAAUGUCGUCAAAAUAGGGCCGAUGCAUCUCAAAGGCGUUUGGAUCCCAUUUGAACGGGCACUUGAAUUCGCCAACAAGGAAAAGAUCACAGAAGAACUUUAUCCAUUGUUUGUGCAUGAUAUCGGAGCCCUACUAUACCAUCCCACCAACCCAUCUAAUAAUAGAAGCGGCGCCCUUGCAGCAAGGAACGAUCAGAGGCGCUUUGAAGCAAGUCAGGCUUCUCGAUCGUCACAAGCUGGACAACCCCCACCUCUGCAUCAUCAUCAUUCAAUGCAUAACCCUCUUACAUCCCACCUAUCCCAACCUCCUCAUUCCAUGGGCUCCCAUUCUGGGCAUCCUCGCCCUGGGUUAGAUCGUUCACACACAUUCCCCACACCCCCGACCAGCGCAUCCGGUCUGAUGGGCAUCGGAAGCCAAGGUGGAUCUUAUGAAUGGUCUGGCCAAAAUAUGGGGACUGGCGUUCAGGGCUCACAGGCUCUUUCGAUCGACACGGGUUUAACAAGUGCCAGAUCGAUGCCGACAACACCCGCCACCACACCCCCCGGAACCAGCCUGCAGAACAUGCAGUCAUAUCAAAGCCAACCAAGCUAUGACAGUUCGAAGUCAUACUAUUCCGCAGCCCCUACGUCUCAAGCGCAAUAUGCGCCACAUAAUACCAUAACCCAACAGAGUAAUACGUCGAGGUAUGGACAGACAAUAUCCACGAACCCUUAUGUCAAAAAUACAAUGGGACCUCCGUCAGGGCGGACGGGAGUGCCAACUACACCAAACUCCAGUGAAACCAAGGCUGACCAAUAUUCUCACAGCCAGGGAAACGGACAAGUGAGCCAUGGACCGGGUGAGGGAGAGGCAGAUCAUGAUAAUGAACCCGAGUAUAUCAACGACACAAAUGCUUCUUACAGUGCCAACCGUGGCUCAUAUGCGUACACCAUCAGCACCGGCGCAGGCAAUCUCAAUGGAGAGCACUCUCACCUUUCCUCCGAGAUAACUGAUUCUUCCUCCCAUCCAAACGGCUCUGAUAGCAGGGUCACUCCUCGGACCAGUAGCCAAUCGCAAUGGACAUCAGUAUACCCUACCCCAUCACGACCUGCAGCGCCUUCCAGCAAUCUCUACAGUGUGAUGAGCGAUACUCGUGGUACCGCCACUAAUGGAACGACAGGGGACUCUUAUUCCACCUCUUCAAAUGGUCCAUCAGCUUACUCGUCAAUGAAUGGCUCUGGGAAACGUAUGCGCGACGAUGACAGUCAAGAUCAAACUUCUCUGUCCGAUACCCAGAAUGGUGACAGCACCUACGAGCAUAAACGUCGGAAAACGCUGGUUGACGGCGUUGGAGGCCCUGUCGGUGGCACACCACUUGGUAUGCCGAAAGCGACUCCUGUCUCCCGCCGUCGAUAG
Molecule: messenger RNA, 1734 nt
Organism: Histoplasma capsulatum G186AR
Lineage: Eukaryota; Fungi; Ascomycota; Eurotiomycetes; Onygenales; Ajellomycetaceae
Product: cell pattern formation-associated protein
Exons: 4
Coding region: 1-1734 (577 amino acids)
Biological process (GO): positive regulation of transcription by RNA polymerase II
Cellular component (GO): nucleus
Molecular function (GO): sequence-specific DNA binding; DNA-binding transcription factor activity
Source: RefSeq, a predicted model, not a curated record